Molecule: messenger RNA, 1566 nt
Organism: Physella acuta
Lineage: Eukaryota; Metazoa; Mollusca; Gastropoda; Physidae
Source: RefSeq, a predicted model, not a curated record
AUGGCAUGCGACCCUCCAUACUUUGGACCGGCUUGCCAGUAUGUGGACAGGUCCCCGCUAGCCGACACGGACAACCAAGAGCUGACCGACUUCAACGACGCCACCUGCGUGACGUCUGCCACCACACAUACCGUGACCUUCACCUUCAACUCCUCCGCUCCCGUGGUGAUACAGUUCGUCCGCUUGAGGGUGAGUAACCCAGAUUACAGAGACCUCAUCCAGGCAACCAUCGUGGGUUCUAUUCCCGGCUGCACCGACAAAGUCCGCGUGGAGGUGGAUCACGUGACCUCUGACAUCUACUGCCGCAACUUUGUCCCUGUGGUCACCGUGAGGCUGACGGGUGAUGGCGUCAAGUAUCUGUGUACGGUCCACCACAGUGGGGGUCGAAAUAUGGCCUUGAGACAAAGAACAACCAGCUCGGUACCGGAAAGAGGCACCACAGCUGACAUGGGGGUCGAUGACGAGAACGAGUCUCUGGACUCCACCACCUGUUUCCUGACCAUGUUCUCCUCGGAGACCCGCCAGCUGCCCACCUGGUCGGUCAUCUUCAGCACACCUGUCAAGGUGUUUUCUGUCUUCAUCCAGAACAGGAAAGAUGGUAUUUUGGACAUGAUGGAAGAUGUAAGAGUGGAAUGGUUCAGCAACACCACUCAGUUGUACCAAUUCGUCUGCACCACUCCGCAGGAAGAGUAUUACAUCCCUUACAUAGGUCCGACCAACAUGUCCGUCACAUCGCUCUCUGCGUGGCCGGAAAGGCAAAAUUCACGCGUGGGAAACACCGUGUUGUCUUUCUGUGAGCUCAACGCGCACGGGGACUGCCUUGAAGGCACCUCAGGUCUAGAUUGUUCUGGAACCUGCUCUCACUGUGCCAGCAAACUCUGCAGCAUCGAAGGAAUCUGCUACGAAUGUUCCAGAACAAACGGUCUGUUGACCUGUCAUAAAUUGUGUCUGAACUGCUAUAUGAACCGCUGUGAUUGGAAAUCCCAUGUGUGUACUGAAGGAUGUGAGACCGGCUACUACGGCAGUUACUGUGAUAAGAAGUGUGUUGGCCGAUGUGCCGUCAACCAGACGUGUAACAGACGUGACGGCGCGUGUGCGUUCGGCUGUGUCGCUGGCUACACGGGACCCACCUGCAAACAAGCUUGUGGAGGCUGUGCUGUGGACGGCUCGUGUGACGCCAGACAAGGCUUUUGUCGUCACGGCUGUAGGGCCGGCUUCAGCGGGAACAAGUGUGACAUAAAAAUUCAACAAGUUGCUAACAUUACAUCAACCAGUCUCAUCACUAUCCUUGGCUUGAUCGUCGGUGUCAUCCUCUUCUGUUUGUGUUUGGUGAGGUUUCGUUCCUACGUGCUGGGCACGGGGGAGGAUAAGAAAGGUGCCAAACUUCCCGGCAUAAAAACCUACGACGACCUGGAGUCCGUCACGACGGUCAGCACGAUGUCCGAGUCUAGAGCCAGCUCCGUCUCAGAGACCCCCACAGACAAACGGGCCAAGGCGACCCGGCGUCAGAGUCAGCAGAGUGUUCGUCUGUCCGUGGCCAGGGGCAAGCGGGGGCUGUUUAAAUAG